AUGGCGGCCACUCAAUUGAUACGUACUUGGAGGCCGUCGUCAGCCAUUUGCGCCCCUUCAACCUCCCAAACGACGUUUACAUCAGUAAAGAUGAAGUGUAGCAUGAGCAACGCGAUUGGAUUUAGCUUAGAGAACAAUCGGUUCACAGGAGAUGGAGAGAGAAAACCGGUGGUGAUAGCUAAGGCAGCUGCCUGCUCUGAGGCGGCGGUGAACCGUGCGGUCGAUGCACCGAUGCAAACAAGGCGAGGAUUAGAUGUGGUUACUCUGGUGGCGAUUGUAAGACCUGCGGUGGUUCGGAGGUUAUUGUUGGUUACUAGAUCUAGAUCGUGGAGAUCGAUUGUUCAAUUGUUCAUCGAAAAGAUCCAUCAAAAUUUUCAGGCUAUAAUCGAUUGUCGAUUUUUCACGCUGUUCGCCAUAGCAGGAACCUUGCUCGGUUCAGUUUUGUGCUUCCUCGAGGGAAUAUUUUUGGUUAUGGAGUCAUAUUUCCAGUAUUUUCAAUCCGACCAUGGCCAUAUUAUGCAACUACUUAUCGAAUCUUUAGAUAUGUUCUUGGUUGGAACCGCAAUGCUUGUAUUCGGGAUGGGAUUGCAUGUCAUGUUCGUGGGAUCGCAGGGUUCGAAAUCGCAGCUUCAUUCCUCUAACUUUUUCGGAAUUUUCCAUCUCAAGGAAAAUCCAUCAUGGGUCGGAAUGAAAUCCGUGAUCCAAGCAAAGUCGAUGAUCGGGUAUGCUCUAAUGUUGUUGCUUCAAGUCGGAGUGUUGGAAAAGUUCAAGAGCAUACCUUUGGUUACCGGAUUGGAUCUCGCAUGCUUUGCCGGAGCAGUAUUUGUUUCGUCUGCUGGUUUAUUCAUUCUCUCAAAACUUAGUCUUGAUUCUUGA
Molecule: messenger RNA, 876 nt
Organism: Cynara cardunculus var. scolymus (artichoke)
Lineage: Eukaryota; Viridiplantae; Streptophyta; Magnoliopsida; Asterales; Asteraceae
Exons: 5
Coding region: 1-876 (291 amino acids)
Source: RefSeq, a predicted model, not a curated record